AUGGUCAACAAGAUCCUGUUUUGGUCGGGCUUCGGUAUUGCGGGACCAUAACACGCUGAAGACUGUUCGAAAUCACUAACAGCAGCUUUCAGGCCUCGCUGUCCGUUUCUGGCAGCUUGGAAUCGAGAUGCGACCUUUCUUCCAGCGCGAGAACUGGCUUAUCUACCCAAUCUACGGCACUCUCGGAGCUUCUUUCGGCUAUUGGCUUCAGGGAGUUGAGAACAAGCAGAUGCGAUAUCUCUCAGAAACUCGCGACAGGCUGAUCGAGAAGAGAAAGAGGCGUGCACAGAGGGAGGGAGGAUUAGAUGCAGGGAGCAGGAGUCAGAGAGAGGAUGAGGGCCUCUUGGCAUCUCCAAGGUAUGUGGUGGAGAAGGACGCAUUGUCAAUUCCUCCAGAUACUCAGGAGAGGACUGCGGCAGCGUCUUAG
Lecanosticta acicola is the source of this 427-nucleotide messenger RNA. Lineage: Eukaryota; Fungi; Ascomycota; Dothideomycetes; Mycosphaerellales; Mycosphaerellaceae. The record is from the annotation of a GenBank genome assembly.